Messenger RNA from Corticium candelabrum, 4438 nucleotides. RefSeq lists its product as uncharacterized. The record is from RefSeq and is a predicted model, not a curated record. Gene Ontology annotation, molecular function: protein binding. The transcript is spliced from 17 exons. The coding region runs from base 1 to 3798 and encodes 1265 amino acids. Gene Ontology annotation, biological process: signal transduction. Lineage: Eukaryota; Metazoa; Porifera; Homoscleromorpha; Homosclerophorida; Plakinidae.
AUGUGGAAUAGCGUCAAUGACAGUUGUUUGGAGAUAGAGCUGGAAAGCGCCGAAACUCUGUGCGACGUAGAGUCUGUUUGUGAGAAAGUGAGAAAGAGUGAAUGCACACUAGCUGAGAAAGAGCAGCAGCUGGAAGAUGAACUGAAGCGACUUCGAACAGAAAAACUCAAUUUGUCGUUUGUAAGGAAAAAAGCAGAGACAAAGAGAAUUGCCAUAAAGGCUCUCAAAGGUCUGAUUUGUAACCAAACUAUUUCUAAAGACCAUCUGAAAUUACUUGCUGCUGAGCUACAAGACACGAGCAGUCUGCAGUUAGCUAUUAAAUAUAUUGGAAACCGUCAGCUGAUCUUGAGCGAAUCUAUUCAGAGGUUUCUCACCGACAUAGAGAGGAAGAAGAGAAUGAUAGUGGCAUUGCCAGUUGUUGAUCAUCUUACUGUGAAGUUUGUAUCUCAGUUGGCAAAAGGUUUUGUGGAUAACAUGGAUGAACUGGAGAUGUUGAAAGGUAUAAAGGAAGAACUUAUUGGCAGACUGAAGUCAUCAGAUUGUCACUCAAUGAAACAAGAAAACGCAGUCAAAAUGGUUGCGUCUCAAGCAGCAUGCAGAGUGGUCAGAGUAUUAGAUGGGAAGUUGCUGGGAUGUGAAUCUGUUUGUGAGCGGCAGCUGUAUGACUUAGCAGUUGAAGUAUCGAGUGUAUGGCGUGAAGUUGCUGUGAGUCUUGGCAUGACUGACGAGAUGGUCACGUUCAUUGAAAGAGACAGUCAUACUGCAAGAGAACAGUCAUGGAUAAUGCUGAAACAUUAUGUGUCAAUGACUCAAAAUAGAAAUGUUCACGAGGCUGUUUACAGCAAUCUGCAUUCUAUAAAGUGUACCAAGAAUUUUUCAGAAGCCGAAAGAUCUAUUUUCCCUUUAUUUUUUUACAAUGAAUCUCGUUUUUGUGGCCGACAAAGAGAAUUUGAAUUAAUGGAGAGCUGCUUUUGGAACCAACAAGUUACACAAAAUCAGACUUGUCGGGUACAGUCUUUUGUGCUGCAGAUUAUUGACGGCACUGCUGGUGUUGGCAAAACGGCUUUAGCUGUACAGUAUGCUCUUGCGUAUCGCCGUGCGUAUUAUGAUGGUGUGUUUUACUUCAGCGCUGAGUCAUUGCCAUCUCUUCAUGUGUCUCUGAGACAGCUGUCAGUUAUGUCCGAGUCAUCAUCUAAUGGAAAUUUGUUUGAAGACAAUCGAUGUUUCCUUAAUUAUAUCACACAGCAUUCACAAGUUCUUAUCAUUUAUGACAGUGUUUGUGACAUUGAUCUUCUUCAGCGUGUUCUUCCACUUCCAACAAGCAAUGCUCAUAUUCUAGUAACUACACGAAUGACUGAUUUCCAUUUAGUAAUGAAAGCUGCUCAGAAUUUUAUUCAUUUGGAUCCAUUACCUGUGGACCAUGCUGUGAGUGCUAUUUUGUCUUGGUCAUCUUGCUUGUUAAAAUAUCAAAGCGAAGAUGAGGUUCAACGUGCUAGAGAACUUGUCAGUUGUUUGCCCAUAUCGUCUUUACCACUGAGCAUUGUGCAUGCAGGAAGACUUGCUCAAAGUUGUGGCAUUAAUUUCAGUCAGCUGAAGGAGAUACUGGAUAUGAGCGUAAAAGAAUUUAGGUUGAUUGUAUCAAACAUGCACAUGCUGUUUGAUAGUUUUCACCUGACUCACUUGAAAGAACAACUGAUGAGGCAUUUGUCAUCUCCUGACCAAUUACUACUUGCACAGUUUGAAGACAUCAACUUAUUGGAUAUAUCGUCUCAUGAUAAACUAGUUUUAUAUGUGAUAAAACAUCGGCUUUCAGACUCACAGUUGUCUCACAUUGUUUUUCAACUCGCAUUAAAUCAGGUGGCUGAAUCAGAACCCGAUGCUAUUGAAAUGCUCGAGUCUACGUGUCUUAUGGGAUCAGAAAAUGUGCCUGGCAGUAUUAUUGAACAGAUUGUGUUUGGAGACCGUGAACACAAAAGUUUUUAUUUUAGCAAGGCCGUAGUUAUCUUGUCUUCGUUGUCUUUGGCAACAGUUUAUGAGUCUAGUGACAAAUAUUACUUGUCUCUUCACCCAGCUAUUCAAUCAGUUCUAAUCGAAAGAGUCAUACUCUCGGGCAUGGAAAGAGUUCAUAAAAAGCUCACAGAUUUGUCUGAGUGUUUAAUGAGUUGUACUCAAUUGGCAUCACAGAGAACUAUUAGAUUCAUGGACAAAAAGCAACAAACUGCGCUAGCAGUUCAUCUCUAUUGUGUAGCUGGACAUAUCUUGUCAAACCAAUGUAAUACUCUGCCAUGUCGACAGCUGGUGACAGUGGCAUGUACAACGGCUCUAGAUAUGGGACACAAUGCAAUUUCAUUUGAUCUCUGCAAUCAACUGUUGAAGAUGGUUGAGCUUACGUCUAGAGGUGAUGAUGCAAGAAAUAUCUCAAGUCUUUGGACAGCUCUAGUCUUGCUGGGCACAUCUAGUCAGCGCUGUAAUGACUUACUUAGUGCUCAAAAUUGUUAUGAAAGAGCACUCCAAUGGAUUGAAAGUGUCGGAGAUGAACCACUCGAUGAACUAGGUGGACAAGCGAAGGCUGUAUUAGCUGAUGAGUACAGCUUUGUUCUUGACGAGCUGGCGAGGUGUUAUGGUGCCAAUGAGUCUAGUGUUGAUCAUACAGGAAUGUAUACUGACCGUACAAGGAACAAGGAACAAGCUGAUGUAGUUAGGACUGCAAUUGAACUACAUAACAUGGGAACUAAAUUUCGUCAAGCUGGACAGCUUCAAAAGUCUGUUGAGGCAUAUGAGCAAUCUCUUAGUCUUUGUGGUUGUUUGCAAGCAGGUGGUGAACUCAGCGCAGCAAAAGAUGUCGGUUCAGCACAGACUAUGAUCAGUCUUGCUCUUAGUCUAAGUGAAGCAGGUGAAUUUUUUCGUGCAAGGAGUUUGCUAGAAAAUGCAGCAACUGCUAUGAAACGCUUUCUUCCCCAUAACCACGCAACAGUUGUCAACACUGUCUCUUUAUAUUAUUGGUGUUGUGUGGACUGUGGUGAUAACAAACAAGCACUGAAACUGGCAAAAGAGCUGUUGAGUAUAAGAAUGUCAUCACUCUCUUCUGAUCAUCCUGAUAUUGCUUGUUCAUUGUCGAAUGUUGCUGUAAUGAAUAUGAAAGCUGGUGGUAGUCUUGAUGAAACGAUUGCAAUAUCUAAACAGUGUGUUGGAAUCUGGAGGCUUCAUUUACCAAAACAUGCGAAACAGCUGGCGCUCGGAUUGCACAACUUGGGAUAUUUUCAACUUAGAAGGAAGCUGUAUGUCGAGGCAUCAAUAUCUCUUGAAGAAUCUGUAAAAAUCACACAAUCUGUUAGUGGAUUAGCAGAUGGCUAUACUUUUGCUCAAACUCUAAUCUAUCUUGGUGACUCACAUUCAGGGUGUGGCAAUUUGGAAUUGGCGUGUACAUGGUACAAGGAUGGUUUGAGAGUUCUGAAAAAGAUUCAUCCACCUGACACCGAGCUGAUGAGUACCGUUCUUAUGGAAUUGGGCAUUUGUACUUACAAUAUGCAUCUCUUUGAAGAAUCAGUGCAAUACUAUGCAAAGGCACGGGAAGGUUUGCUUCACACUGCUCCACAGUCAGAAACUUUCAUUCGAGUGCUUAUUCUUUUGGCAAGAGGCUAUUGGACUGUUGGUCAGAUGGACAAGGCUGAAGAAGUGCUCACUGAGGCAAUAAGUAAAUCCAAGCAAUUUCUCUCUCCAGGCCAUUCUUUAAUUGAGACAGCUGAGAAUCAAUUGCAUUCCGUCUGGCAAGAGAAAUUUGGAAAUAACAGCAUUUAGCAUCCACAAUCAGAGAGUCAUGGUUAUGGUGUGGAUUAUUAACUCAUGCAUAGUAUUGUAUCUUUGUCAUCCUGUUGUGUUGCGUGUCACAUCUAUGUAGUGACUAUUAGAGGAAACUUACAAAAUAUUAGAUUUAUUUGACAUGGGCUAUAUGAAGUAAGACUAUAACUGGCAGGUUUACGGUAAUAAAUUGCACGGCAAGAGAACAUCUCUUUAUUGUAUUUGUCCAUCUAGGAGGCUUUUGUGCUUUUAUUCUUUUUGUGACAUUAUGCACAAUGUUAACAUCAGAACAACUACCACUUCAGAUUAUUACGGUCCUCAUUGCAUUAGAUGCAACACCAUAGUAUACAGAUAACAUAUUUUAAAGUGUAUACAAUCAGGUACGAUGAAAGUGUUAGUGGUUUGUCUGAAGUGAUAAUUGGUUAGGAACAAUAAGUUACAAAGCUUUAGUGUGUCCCUUGUAAUUUGCAUAUAUGAUUUUAUGAAAAUAUGUAAAUUGACUCUAAUAAUGUUUCUACAAGAAUGUGCUCACAAGCUUGAAUGACGAAUAUUGUUGAUAGGAAGCGGGUCUAAAUUUUUCCAUGAGACAUCAUACGUUGUCAGUCUUGACUUGUCCAUUCUGAGGACAUCGUGAUAUGCA